UCUGGCCAAUUCUAUCCCAGUCUCACGAACGCCCACCGAUAUCCAAAACCCAGGGCGACCCCUCCGUAUCCCGAACGAGUGAUCUCUCCCAGGGGAGCGAAUAACUGCAGUAUCUGUAACAGCUGUAAGAAAACUGAGCCUCACUACCAACUUGUUAUAUUUUUCAGAUCCGUCAGCAUGAUGCCUUUUAUAGCUGUGUAUGCGUGUUGUAUCCUGUUGUUCCCGACCGAUUGGGCCUCGACCAACCCUCAGCGGGCGCCGCCCAACCCUCAACGCGGACGAGACGCCAACUCACCACAAGACGCCAGCGCACCGCCGUUGUCCAACACCGUCUUACUCAUGUUGUCUGCUUGGGCCGAAACCCUCGGCACCGCCACUAACCGCUUCAGUCUUACCGCAUAUCUCCGUCUCCCCCUUUCCGUUUCUGAUCCGGUGCUUACCCCCUAUCUUGAACCACUCAAUGUUCCAGCCUGGUUCCGGGAUAGAUCCAAAGAUAAUCCCCCGUCCAUUACUGUUUACUACAACUGGGGGUCCCGCAAGUGGGUUCCCAGAAACACAACCUAUACUUGGCCGCCGGGUAUCACAUUUGCCCAUCUACACACGACCACACGGAACUGUACGUCUACAUCCACUGAUCACGUAGCAGGAACUAUAAGACCAGGUGUUCCUCACUCAAUUUCAUGUUCUCAGGUCCCGUGGGGAAUCAACCCUCGGGGCAUGAGCUGGUCCAGGUCUGAUAAUUCUCUGGCCUGGAACCCACAGGCCCUGACUCCCCCUUGGUACCUCGAACUUCCACCUUGUACCAGUCCUUGUGCCAAUUGUUCAGGUGCUCAUGCUAUUUGUCCACUCAGACCUGGCCCUGUCCCUCAAGUUACCCUUUCAUCUUUUCAUAGACCCCCAUCUCUAGUUACCUGGAACGCAUCUUUAGCUGUCAACGUGUCCGAAAAUUCUACAUGGCAUUCUUUUUUCUACCCUAUUUUACGUGUGGCAUUAAUGAGUUCGGCUUGUCAUGGCACACGACUCAUCCCCUAUAGACCUCCACGCGCUUGGCAAGCGUUUUCUUUUUUGGGCGACUGCACACAGUUGUCUACCCCUGCUCCAUUGGGACUACUGUGGGCCUGCUCUGAUGGCCGGCUAUAUACCGCCUUGCCAGCCACCCUUACCGGCAUCCAGUGUUUUCUCACCCACGUAGCAUUGUGUCCCCCCUUGUAUGCUAAUACGUAUUUACCCCACAGUCUCUUUAUACGCUGUCACCGGCCUACUCGUGAGCCCUACCCACACCAGGAGACGUGGAGCCAACUAUCCUGGCAUAAACGUUUAUGGGAAACCAUAAAAUGGGGAGCCGAGUCCCUCAUUCCUGGAUACGGAGAAAUCAAGAUCCACCUAGCUCUCGUACAACUCAUCGAACAGGUAGAGGAACUCACGAAUGCAACCCGCACAGCGAUUCAGCUACUUAACCUCCAGCUUCAAGCCACCUCUCAAAUGACUUUACAAAACUGCUUGGCAUUAGACGCAAUUCUUCUUCAACAGGGUGGACUUUGUCAAUACCUCAAUCUUUCUCGGGACCAUUGUUGUAUUGCUAUCCCCAGUGUUUCUCUUCCCUUAUCUCUACAGGUCGGCAAAAUGAAGGAAAUCGCAGCAAAGGUCAACCGUCUUUCGGGUAUAGGCCAAGGUUGGCUGUCAGACCUUUUCCGUUGGUUUGGAUGGGAUACGUCAUCAUGGCUCCUCAAUUUGCUAAUGCCCCUCAUUACGCAUUUGUUACCAAUUGCCGUCUUCCUCUGUUUUGAUUGUUGGAUUUUACAAUAUCUCAAAACAAAACUAACCUCGCUAUCUGCCUUUGUAUAUACCCGCUUGCCGACAGACCCCAAUUUUAUUGAUCCCGAUCCCAUUGUUCUUGAACCCCUCUCCUAG
This is a messenger RNA of Alligator sinensis (Chinese alligator), 1911 nucleotides long. RefSeq lists its product as uncharacterized. The transcript is spliced from 2 exons. The record is from RefSeq and is a predicted model, not a curated record. Bases 178 to 1911 code for a protein of 577 amino acids. NCBI's taxonomy places the organism in Eukaryota, Metazoa, Chordata, Crocodylia, Alligatoridae.